Messenger RNA from Dermacentor andersoni, 1077 nucleotides. RefSeq lists its product as uncharacterized. NCBI's taxonomy places the organism in Eukaryota, Metazoa, Arthropoda, Arachnida, Ixodida, Ixodidae. The record is from RefSeq and is a predicted model, not a curated record.
CGACGGCGCGGCGGCAUGGCACAUGCUUGGAGAAGCGAAUACAUCGGAGCCCUACAACAAGCCCGACAAGAUGCAUUUCUUCUCUGCGACAGAUGGACGCUUGAAUUGGCUUGAGGACGAAUUCCCGCAGUACCUUGAGAGUCUCCACAGUGCCUGCAAAUCAAGUGGAAAAAAAUUCCUAAGCCCAGAAACUUACGAGGCACUGCUGCUCACAAGCAAGUCUUCUGUUCUUUGUAUUAAGUACUUGCUGGAGAGUGGGUUCUUUUAUGUCCUCACGAGAAAUCUGUCAAGUGAUCCGGUUGAGGUCCUGUUCAGUGCUUUGCGUCAAAUGGCGGGUUGCAAUGACUGUCUAGACGCUAGAGCUGUCACCUUCGGCCUUGAAAAGUUACUCCGGACUGGCAUCCUGUGUGCAUCGCAGGCAUCAAAUGUUGGAAAUGGUCAGAUUGUUAUGAGCAUGUACAGUGCUUCUACAUCAACCCAAUUGAGCAGAGUUGAUCCAGCUGUGCCGAGCGGGACAUUUUCAGGACUGGACACAUCGAGCAUUCCUCAGAACACCUCGGCUAAAACCAGUAGUGCACUACUCAGCAUUUGUGAACCACCGAGUUUCGUGGAUGAUGUCAACAGUUUGCUGGCGCCCUUGAAAGUGAUGCCCUUGCAGCGGCCGCCUUCAACAGUAGAAACCGCUGCAGUAGCAUACGUCGCCGGUUUCGUCGUGAAAGCGAUAGAAGAACAAAGGAUGUGCAGCGCCUGCCCGAGACUGAAUGAUUCGGAACCAUCAAUAUCACCAGUGAUGGGACUUAUUAACCACCGAACUAGAGGGGGUUUGGUGUUCCCAAAGCCCGAGGUUGUAGCUGUUCUUGUAAAAGUAAGGCCAUCGACAUCGCAGGGCCACGUGUUGGCACAAACGAUGUGUGCAAGAAGAUCACGGCAAUGAUUUUGCCGCAUCUGGAGAGUUGUCCUCUAUUUAUAUGCGAGGCAAGAGAAGACCAUGCCUCGGUCACAUCGUCAAUAGUGGCAAAGAAAUUCAUAAAGCCCCUCCUAUCAAACAUUGUUGCUCUUGUUACGGACAGAGUGGCC